GAGUAAAUUCGUAGCUGUGGAAUUCUUGGAUCAAAUGAAGGAGAUGGAAGGUGGGGAAAGUGGAGCACAGCGACUGAAGGCUUCGUGUUCACUGAACCUGACCCUGUGGAAAAUAUGAAACUAUGAAGAUAUUAUGCUUCUAGAAGCAGAUAAAUACGGCAUUUAGAUCCUGUCUCCUGCUUACACUUCUACUGGCUUCCUCCUGCAAGAGUUAUCCUGUCACUCUUCAAAGCGUCCACACCUGACACUUGCAUCAAGUUAUCAGAUCCAAAGUGACAUAUCAGACCUGGAGAUGGCACAGAGUCCUCUGAACCUCCUGUCCUCCAGCCCAUCUUUGGACACAUCAGAUGAAGGUUCCAGUCGCCAAGAAGAGAAGGAUGCCGGUUCCUUGCUGAUAUCACCACCCACUGAAUAUUGGUUUGAAGAUCCAAUAUAUGAGAAGGUGACAGAAUUGGUGCGAUUCAUGAUCCUCAAGUAUCGAAUGAAGGAGAUCGUCACAAAGGAGGAAAUGCUGAAGGUUGUCAUUAAAAAUUACAAGAAGCGAUUUCCUUUGAUCUUUAAGAAAGCUUCCAAGUGCUUAGAGGUGAUCUCUGGCAUUGAUGUGAAGGAAGUGAACCCCACUAUCCACUCUUAUGUCCUUAUAAAUACACUUAGUCUCACUUAUGAUGACUGUCUCAAUGACCCUAACAUUAUGCCUAAAAAUGGUCUCCUGACAAUCAUCCUGGGUGUUAUCAUCAUAGAGGGCGACUGUGCCCCUGAGGAAAGUAUUUGGGACUUCCUUGAUAUCAUUGGGGUUCAUGUUGAGAGGGAGCACUUCAUUUAUGGGGACCCCAAGCAGCUCCUUACGAGGGAUUGGGUCCUGGAUAAUUACCUGGAGUACCGUCAGGUGCUUAAUAGUGAUCCUCCACAGUAUGAAUUCCUGUGGGGCCCAAGAGCUUAUGCUGAAAUUAAAAAGAAAACCGUUAUGGAAUUUUUGAUUAAGAUAAAAGUGAUUGACCCUAUUUCCUUCUCAUUCUGGUAUGAGAAGCUCUUAAAAGAUGAGGAAAAGUAAGUUGGAUUUUUCAGUGGCUCCAAAGAUAGCAUUACUGCCAUACUCAUUGUAAAUAUUGGUCGGGUUCUUCUACCCCAACUGAAGAAUGAGCCUCCAAGUGAAUUUACUUUGAGAAGCAGUAAAUAUUCUAAGUAGAACAGGGUCAAGUUCAGGCUAGGGAGAACAGCAUGUAUAACAAUGUGUUACUGUUCUGAAUAGAUGAUUUUUUCCUUUUUGUAUUUUUACUGUUCCUUUGUUUACCAACUUUAGAAUUCAAAUUUAUGAGUGACACUGUUUACACAUUUAUUGUCUUGUUUAUCAAUUUAAGACUAUAUUAUUUUAAUACUACAUUUUAUUGAGGUAUUGUCAUUUGCAAUACAGUCAAUGAUAGUUUCAUGCAUACCUUGUUCAAACACCACACCCACCACCAAGUGCCUGCUUCCCUCCACUAAUUUUCCAAAGGCAUCUCUCAUCCUCCUCUCUU
Sorex fumeus (smoky shrew) is the source of this 1514-nucleotide messenger RNA. Its product is annotated as melanoma-associated antigen 10-like. Gene Ontology annotation, biological process: negative regulation of transcription by RNA polymerase II. The transcript is spliced from 5 exons. The record is from RefSeq and is a predicted model, not a curated record. Bases 293 to 1051 code for a protein of 252 amino acids. Lineage: Eukaryota; Metazoa; Chordata; Mammalia; Eulipotyphla; Soricidae. Gene Ontology annotation, cellular component: nucleus.